CCCAAGGUUGCCCCUUCCCGCUUGCUGCCGCUGAAGAGCCUCAAGGUGGCCGACUCCUCCCGCACAGACCCCUUGGUACUCGUCUUCGUGGAGAGCCUCUACUCCCAGCUGGGCCAGGAGAUCGUGGCCAUUUUGGAGUCGAGUCGCUUCAAAUACAGGACGGAGAUUGCCCCAGGGAAGGGGGACAUGCCCACACUGACUGACAAGGAUCGUGGACGUUUUGCGCUCAUCAUCUACGAGAACAUCCUCAAGUACGUCAACUUGGAUGCCUGGAACCGGGAGCUGCUGGACAAGUACUGCGUGGAGUAUGGCGUGGGCAUCAUCGGUUUCUUCAAGGCCAACGAGAACAGCCUGCUGAGUGCCCAGCUGAAGGGCUUCCCUCUCUUCCUCCACUCCAACCUGGCACUGAAGGACUGCAGCAUCAACCCCAAGUCGCCCCUGCUGUACAUCACGCGCCCCAGCGAGGUGGAGAAGGGUGUGCUCCCCGGGGAGGACUGGACUGUCUUCCAGUCCAACCACUCCACCUACGAGCCGGUCCUCCUGGCCAAGACCAAGUCAGCUGAGUCCAUCCCACACAUGAGCGUGGAUGCGGCACUGCACACCACCGUGAUGCAGGACCUGGGCCUCCACGAUGGCAUCCAGAGGGUGCUUUUUGGCAACAACCUCAACUUCUGGCUGCACAAGCUGGUCUUUGUGGACUCUGUCUCCUUCCUGACGGGCAAGAGGCUCUCCCUGCCCCUUGACCGCUACAUCCUGGUGGACAUCGAUGACAUCUUUGUGGGCAAGGAGGGCACGCGCAUGAAGGUGGAAGAUGUCAAGGCGCUGUUCAACACGCAGAAUGAGCUGCGCACCCACAUCCCGAACUUCACCUUCAACCUGGGAUACUCAGGGAAAUUCUUCCACACGGGUACCGAUGCCGAGGAUGAAGGUGAUGACCUGCUGCUGUCCUACGUGAGAGAAUUCUGGUGGUUUCCCCACAUGUGGAGCCACAUGCAGCCUCACCUCUUCCACAACCAGUCUGUUCUUGCUGAGCAGAUGACCUUAAACAAGAAAUUCGCUGUCGAGCAUGGCAUCCCCACUGACAUGGGGUACGCCGUGGCCCCGCACCACUCAGGUGUGUACCCCGUCCAUGUGCAGUUGUAUGAAGCUUGGAAGCAGGUUUGGUCAAUCAAAGUGACAAGCACGGAGGAGUACCCCCAUCUGAAACCCGCUCGCUAUCGCCGUGGCUUCAUCCACAAUGGCAUCAUGGUACUCCCCCGGCAAACCUGCGGCCUCUUCACGCACACCAUCUUCUACAACGAAUACCCUGGUGGCUCCAGUGAGCUGGACAAAAUCAUCAACGGGGGUGAACUGUUCCUGACCGUGCUCCUCAACCCCAUCAGCAUCUUCAUGACCCAUCUGUCCAAUUAUGGCAACGACCGCCUGGGCUUGUACACCUUCAAGCACCUGGUCCGCUUCCUCAACUCCUGGACCAAUUUGAAGCUGCAGACGUUGCCACCCAUGCAGCUGGCACAGAAAUACUUCCAGAUCUUCUCCGAGGAGAAGGACCCACUCUGGCAGGAUCCCUGUGAAGACAAACGGCACAAAGACAUUUGGUCCAAAGAAAAGACCUGUGACCGAUUCCCAAAGCUUCUCAUCAUCGGGCCUCAAAAAACAGGAACAACUGCACUUUAUCUCUUCUUGGGGAUGCACCCAGACCUGAGCAGCAACUACCCCAGCUCAGAGACCUUUGAGGAGAUACAGUUCUUCAACGGACACAACUAUCACAAGGGCAUCGACUGGUACAUGGAGUUCUUCCCCAUACCCUCCAACACCACCUCUGACUUCUACUUUGAGAAAAGUGCCAACUACUUUGACUCCGAAGUGGCUCCCCGGAGAGCCUCAGCCCUACUCUCCAAGGCCAAAGUCAUCACCAUUCUCAUCAACCCUGCAGAUCGAGCCUACUCCUGGUAUCAGCACCAGCGAGCUCAUGAUGACCUGAUCGCCCUGAAAUACACCUUCCAUGAGGUGAUCACAGCAGGACCCGAGGCUGCUCCGAAGCUCCGGACCCUGCAGAACCGCUGCCUGGUGCCAGGCUGGUACGCCACCCACAUUGAGCGCUGGCUGAACAGCUACCACGCCAACCAGAUCCUAGUCCUGGAUGGCAAGCUGCUCCGAACAGAACCUGCCAAAGUGAUGGAGACAGUCCAGAAAUUCCUUGGUGUGACCAACUUCAUCGAUUAUCACAAGACCCUGGCGUUUGAUGCAAAGAAAGGAUUCUGGUGUCAGCUUCUGGAUGGAGGGAAAACAAAAUGCUUGGGAAAGAGCAAGGGGAGGAAGUACCCCGAGAUGGACUCGGAUUCGCGCGCCUUCCUGCGGGACUAUUACAGGGACCACAACAUAGAGCUCUCCAAGCUCCUGUACAAAAUGGGGCAGACGCUGCCCACCUGGCUGCGGGAGGAGCUGCAGAGCACCAGGUAG
Messenger RNA from Phaethon lepturus (White-tailed tropicbird), 2460 nucleotides. Its product is annotated as bifunctional heparan sulfate N-deacetylase/N-sulfotransferase 1. The record is from RefSeq and is a predicted model, not a curated record. The annotation marks the transcript as partial. Gene Ontology annotation, cellular component: Golgi apparatus. NCBI's taxonomy places the organism in Eukaryota, Metazoa, Chordata, Aves, Phaethontiformes, Phaethontidae. Gene Ontology annotation, molecular function: heparan sulfate N-sulfotransferase activity; deacetylase activity. The transcript is spliced from 14 exons.